GGAUUGAAUUAGCCACUUUCUUCAAGCAGCAUGAAAUCUUUAUCGCUUUUUAUUUGUGUACUGAAAACGGUACGGUUAGUAACAGCACAAACAUGCACAUGUCCAAAAGAACUCAAUGUUGACGUACGGGUAUCCGAUCACGGUGGAAUGGAUGGAUUUUAUUCGAUUGCGCAAGGAAUCAGCUACGCUAUUCAGCCAAAACUGUCGGAUGCCACUGUCAAUGAUCUUUGUGAUGCUAUCCGAAAAGAUAAGAAAGCUGAUGAUAUUCUCAAGCUGGUCAUAGAACGCCUCAAGAAUGAACACAUUCCGUCUAUGGCCUUCUGCGGAUUUGGAAUUUUAAUUUGUGUUUGCUCAUUCUUGUUUGGCCUAUCAGUUUUCUGCGCUCGAUGUUGCAAUCCUUCUCGAAAGCGUUAUGAGGGUUCAAAAACACCAGAAACGAGUCCGGUGUUGGAUACUGAGCGUACCAAUCGUAGCAAUCGACAGGACCAGAUUUCUACUUGCGCAAUCACCUGGCAGUUGAUACUACUUACAAUUCUCAUCGUCUCCGCUAUUUUUGUAACGCUCAGCAUAGUGCUAAAUAACAAAAGCUCAUCGGAGUUUUUUGCAUCUACCGAAAGUUCACCAAGAUCCAUCAAACUGAUGAAAAAAGAUGUAAUCGGUUUGUACGAUAAUGCGUCAGAAACGUUGAUUUGUGCUUUUGAUAAAGCCAUAGAUAAAACAUUAGACGAGGUGAAAAGAAGUGUUCAAACUGCGCCGAAAUUACUCCUGGAUGAACUAAAGAACCUAACUGGUAUUACGACCCUCGAUCAGAUAAAUAUGACUCAAAUCAGUGAAGAGGCCAGAAAAUGUCAUAGCCAUUGCGAUACCGUGAAGGGAGCAAUCGAAACAUUGCGUGGGCACGCGAGUCCAAAUUGUAAACGAGAAUUGGAAGCAACUGAGGGCAUCAUUGGUGCGUUAGAAGAACCGCUGAAGCAAAUCGAGAACUUAACAACCGUCAAAGAGGGUGUUGACAGAACAAUCAAUGAUUCUCUUGGAAAAGUGAACGAAACCCUGCAAAGCACAGUCACUUCGUCAAUCGAGCAAGUUCGUAACGGGUGGGACAAGGUACGAAAAGCAGUAAACGAAACACAGUCACUAUCAGGUGCCGUGAGUACUGCUGCAGAACAAGCCAACAAUUUUCUUGAUAAGCUAUUCUCGUUCACGAUCAACAAGAAUAUCAAAGCAGGAUUUUCAUGGCUUGUCACGGCGCCUGGACUUAUCACCUUGUUUUUCGCUUCUUUCACAGCGGUGCCGCUCCUUAUAUAUUCAUAUUUUCCAGAUAACCCAAACCUAAUACACUGCCUAUUUCGAUUUUCUAUGAUUGGUUUCUAUGUGAUGACUAUAUUGGCAGGUCUCGUUAUCGCUUUUAGUAGUGUUGAGUACUUGGGUGUAUCCGUCACAUCGUCGACUUGCAAGACAGUGUUACAUGAUCCUACCUAUUCCGGACUAUCAUGUUUCAACGAGGAGGUGGUUCUUUUAGAAGGCUAUAAGCUGAACAUUUCUUUGAGGGGUACAUUGUUGAGUUGCAAAGCAAAUAACACCCUAUGGAAAGCGCUCAAAGCCGAUUCUGCGUUUAACACAAAUAGCUUGUCCGAAAUGGCAAAGCUUUCAAAGAUCAAAAAUACAGUUCGUGAAAAGGUUGGCGCUGUCAAAGAAAAAGUUUUGAGCUACCAGAGAAAAAUCGAUUCUUACAAGACAAAAGCGAUGGAAGUUGAUGAAGUAGUGAGGGCUCCGAUAGACGGUCUUGUUGAAUCUUAUUCGUUGCAAAAAUGUUCGGGUUCAGAAGCCGACGAGAUUAAGAAUAGCGUGAAAGAGUUAUUCAAAAGCCUACAAUUCUUCCGGAACGAGAUAAACACUAUCAAAAGUUUGCUGAACAGUACAGUGAUUCUCCAAGAUAAUAUGCUCGAUGAAAGAUUGAAUAAAAUCAGUUCGCGGCUUUUUGAACUUUGUGUCGAGACACCAGUUAGACAAGGAUUUGACGAUCUUUUGAAAAAUUUCUCCACUGAAUUACUGCCAUGUCGAUCAGUUUAUAAUGCUUAUCAAAAUCUCGGUUCGAUGUUUUGUGAAGAUAUAGCGAAGCCAGCUCAUGGAGUAUGGGCAGCAACGGGACUCUGCGGUCUCUCAAUACUCGCCACAGCUAUUGUCAUUCUUGUGGGCAAUCGUUUGGAUAGUCGUUGAAACUCUAACUGCAAUUUGGCACAGUUCUCCUAAGACUCAUGAUGUUUUCUAUUAUCCUAAAAAGUCUGCAUGAUCGAAACUCCGCAAGCCUCGUUUGCAUCAUUUUACUUGCAAAGUAGUAUCAGUUAAUUUCAUUCGGCAUUCCUUUUCUCGAUAGCUUUACACAAAGCAUAUUCGGUGCCUUUCUGUUCUUACAUAAUAAGAAUAUCAGUAUGAUAUGGUUGUGUAGAAGUUCUUGCUUGGCUCGACUGCCUCAUGGAACCGGAAUAUAUUUAUGAUGAGAAAAUUUAUGUAGAGAUGCAUAUUAUGAGUGAUUUAAUUAAAUCAUGUUUUUGGUCUCAGAUUUCAUUGUUUAUUCGGAACGCGUUAAUGGAUUAAAUAAAUUGAUUUUAACCUUA
Messenger RNA from Cylicocyclus nassatus, 2615 nucleotides. NCBI's taxonomy places the organism in Eukaryota, Metazoa, Nematoda, Chromadorea, Rhabditida, Strongylidae. The record is from the annotation of a GenBank genome assembly.